Messenger RNA from Musa acuminata subsp. malaccensis (wild Malaysian banana), 873 nucleotides. The record is from RefSeq and is a predicted model, not a curated record. NCBI's taxonomy places the organism in Eukaryota, Viridiplantae, Streptophyta, Magnoliopsida, Zingiberales, Musaceae.
UACGGGGAGAGAGCAGAGCCUCGUCAAUCACUUCUCUCCGCCAAAGUUGAUCUGCAUCUUUCUUCCUUUCCCAUUCCCUUUCCUCCUGUGUUAUUCCCCUUUCCAAUGAAUCCCAGGAUAUUGCCGAGCCACAAGGUAAUCUUUACUGUCUUCUUCUUCUUCUUCUGGAUCCUUUGUUUGGUGGUAGGCAGCCCAGUCCUUGCCGCGACUAUUGGGUCUGGGGAUUGUCAGCCUCAAAGAUGCGGGAAUCACACGAUCAAGUACCCUUUCUGGCUCAGCAAUAAGCAGCCGUCCUAUUGUGGCGUUUCUCCGUUCAACGUCACCUGCAUCAGCAGCGGCGGCCAAGCCGAAACCCUUUCUCUUAACGUUUUUGACGGUUUAUAUCAUGUCAAGAACAUCUUCUACGAGAACAAGUCGGUUCAGCUCAAUGCCGCCGGAUUCGACGACGAUCGAUGCCCGUUACCAACCUUCAACAUCACUUCCGGCCUCUACCCCUUCGACCUCAGCUCCGCCAACAAGCGCAUCUUCUUCCUCUCCAAUUGCUCGAGCCCGAUGAAUCUAUCUGCCUUCCAAAACAUAUCUUGUGCUGCUGAUGGAGGACUGGCCUACUUCGGCGGUGAGUACAAUGGCUCGGGCAAGCUGAACUUUUCCGGUGGAGUAUGUAAGCUGUUUGUGGUGCCGGUGGUGGGUUACAUCGAUGUGGGCAUCGAUGUAAACUACUCUGCACUGCUGAGGACUGGGUGGUUGCUGAACUGGACGGCGCCGGAUUGUACAGUGUGCAGUGACAGCGGCGGCCAAUGUGGAUUCAAUGACACGACAUCAAAAUUCAUGUGCAUCUGCCCUGACCGAGUCCAUCUAAGGAAAUGUGGUUAG